AUGUUUUUUCUUCAUCUUUGCGUCUUUCCUAACCUUCCAUCUUUAUUUUUUUACUUCUUUUCGUUUUCUUUCUUUUUUAUUCUUUUCUUUCUUAUUCGUUCUUUCUUUUUUCUUUCUUUAUAUAUUUCUUUCUUUCUUUCUUUCGUUUUUGUUUCUUUUUCUUUUUUCUUCCUCUCUUUCUUAUUCGUUCUUUCUUUACUUUAUAUUUCUUUCUUUCAUUCUUUCUUUCAUUCUUUAUCUCGUUCGUCUUUGUUUUCUUUCUAUUUUCUUCCUCUCUUUCUUGUUCGUUUUUUUCUUUCUUUACUCUAUAUUUCUUUCUUUCGUUCUUUCUAUCUUUAUUUUCUUUCGUUUUUUCUUUCUUUUUUCUUCUUUUUCUAUUUCUUAUUCGUUCUUUCUUUUUUUUCUUUCUUUAUAUUUCUUUCUUUCGUUCGUUCCUUCUUUCUUUCGCUUUUGUUUUCUUUCUUUUUUCUUCCUUUAUUUCUUAUUCGCUCACCAUUAUCUAUCUAUCUAUCUAUCUAUCUAUCUAUCUAUCUAUCUAUCUAUCUAUCGAAAUCUCUCCAUUAUCUAUCUAUCUAUCUAUCUAUCUAUCUAUCUAUCUAUCUAUCUAUCUAUCGAAAGGUCUCCAUUAUCUAUCUAUCUAUCUAUCUAUCUAUCUAUCUAUCUAUCCAUCUAUUUAACAAAAGCCUCCAUUAUCAUAUCUAUCCAUCUAUCUAUCAAAAGCUAUCCAUCUAUCCAUCCAUCCAUCUAUCUAUCCAUCCAACAAAAGCUGUCCAUUAUCUAUCUAUCUAUCUAUCUAUCUAUCUAUCUAUCUAUCUAUCCAUCUAUCUAUCUAACAAAAGCUGUCCAUUAUCUAUCUAUCUAUCUAUCUAUCUAUCUAUCUAUCUAUCUAACAAAAGCUCUGUCCAUUAUCUAUCUAUCUAUCUAUCUAUCUAUCUAUCUAUCUAUCUAUCUAUCUAUCGAAAGCUCUCCAUUAUCUAUCUAUCUAUCUAUCUAUCUAUCUAUCUAUCUAUCUAUCUAUCUAUCUAUCGAAAGCUCUCUAUUAUCUAUCUAUCUAUCAUCUAUCUAUCUAUCUAUCUAUCUAUCGAUCUCAUCCAUCUAUCUAAAGCAUCUAUCUAUCUAUCUAUCUAUCUAUCUAUCUAUCUAUCUAUCUAUCUAUCCAAAGCUCUCCAUUAUCUAUCUAUCUAUCUAUCUAUCUAUCUAUCUAUCUAUCUAUCUAUCUAUCUAUCUAUCUAUCGAAAGCUCUCCAUUAUCUAUCUACCUAUCUAUCUAACAAAAGCUGUCCAUUAUCUAUCUAUCUAUCUAUCUAUCUAUCUAUCUAUCUAUCUAUUGAAAACUCUUCAUUGUCUAUUUAUCUCUCUAAUUCAAUUCAUAUCUAUCUAUCUAUCUAUCUAUCUAUCUAUCUAUCUAUCUAUCUAUCUAUCUAUCUAUCUAUCUCAACCUCUUCAUAUCUAUUUAUCUAUCUAUUUCUUCAUAUCUAUUUUAUUUUUAUUUUAUUUUAUUUUUUUGUCAUUUAUUUUUCCCUUCAUUGGAAAUUUAUCUCCAUCUGUGAGAGUCCAUGCGUGCGUAUGUAAAUUACCAUCACACUAUCUAUCUAUCUAUCUAUCUAUCUAUCUGUUGUGA
Messenger RNA from Acanthosepion pharaonis, 1620 nucleotides. NCBI's taxonomy places the organism in Eukaryota, Metazoa, Mollusca, Cephalopoda, Sepiida, Sepiidae. The record is from the annotation of a GenBank genome assembly.